GGAGGUGGCGAGCCGCUUGUGUGCCAGCGGGCUUCCAGGUGCUGGUGAGAUGCUGCGCUGCCGGGGGUAGGCAGCGUGGGGAGAGAGCAGGCUGGUGGGCAGCGCUUGGGGCUAUCUGUGGCUUCCGGUGUGUUGCUUCCUUCCCUCCAACUUCGUGCCAAUGGCGUCCAGCGGCCGCGAGCGCACCACUGAGGAUUAUGGAGUCUCCGGCUUCACGGGAUGCAGCAGGACUCCUCAGCCUGCGACUCGGGACAGCUUACAGACUCCUUCACAGGGCUUACGCCCCCGCACAGGUCCUGUGGCCGCUGCAGACUGUGGCUCCAGUCUUCGGAGAAACGUGGUCAGCGAGAGAGAACGCAGGAGGCGGAUCUCCCUGAGCUGUGAGCGCCUGCGGGGUCUGCUGCCUCAGUUUGAUGGCCGGCGAGAGGACAUGGCAUCGGUCCUGGAGAUGGCUGUGUACUUCCUUCAGCUGGCUCAUAGCAUGGCUCCUGGCUGGGAGCAGCUCCCUGUGAGUUGUAAGCAGCCUUCCCAGGAGAUGUGGCACGUGUGGCAGGGGAACGUGUUACAGGUAGCCCUGGCGGAUCAGAUCGCGGACGGCAAGCCAGACUCCGGGAUAGCAAAAGCAUCUGCGGCUCGGGCGCAGGAACCCCCAUGCUGUGGGAUGCUGGGUAUGGACCAGAGUCAAGUCAUGGAGAACAUGCCAGAACUUCUGGAGAGACCCUCCUCCCCCUCUGAGCCUUCCAGCCUGAGUCCCGGGCUCUCACCCUGGCUUCCUCACUCAUGGCAGUUAGCCAGCCCCCAGACGAACGACACUGUUUCCAGCGGGUUGCACCCUGUGGGAUCCCUCACCAGGGACACUGAAUCUCCUGGCAUGCUGGAUGAGGAGACCAACUUGGUCUUGACAUCUGUGCCUGAUACCAGAUACACCCCAGGGACAGGGUCCGACGUGGUGGAUGGAACACCCUUUCUGUUGACCACCAAUCCUGAUUGGUGGUUGGGACCGGUGGAGGGCAGAGAAGGCCCGGUCCUGGCCACAAGCAGCCCUAUGGAUAGGGCAGAACCAGGCUUCAGGGGGGACCCGGAGACCAGUUCCCAGGAGCUCCACGCUGGCCCCCUAGAGCUGUGGGGCUUGGAUUUUGGCAGCCCUGGCCUGGCCUUGAAGGAUGAAGCAGACAGCAUCUUCCCUGACUUUUUCCCCUGCUAGUUUAGUUAUGUCCGCUUGGCGGGGGAACAGGGUAGCAUGGAGCACAUAGAUAGCCUGUGCCUCUGUCCCUUGCCUGAGUGUUGUAUUUUGGGCUUGGUUUGCAGCUGUGGUCUAAUUUGAGGGAGGCUGGCAGGACUGUGAGUGGAAUUUGUAUUAAAGAGGAAAGUGGUUUUCCUGGCAGAAG
Messenger RNA from Mesocricetus auratus (golden hamster), 1388 nucleotides. It is a transcript of the gene Sohlh1, whose product is annotated as spermatogenesis and oogenesis specific basic helix-loop-helix 1. Gene Ontology annotation, molecular function: protein dimerization activity; RNA polymerase II cis-regulatory region sequence-specific DNA binding; DNA-binding transcription factor activity, RNA polymerase II-specific. NCBI's taxonomy places the organism in Eukaryota, Metazoa, Chordata, Mammalia, Rodentia, Cricetidae. The coding region runs from base 161 to 1204 and encodes 347 amino acids. The record is from RefSeq and is a predicted model, not a curated record. Gene Ontology annotation, cellular component: nucleus. Gene Ontology annotation, biological process: regulation of DNA-templated transcription; spermatogenesis. The transcript has 8 exons.